Messenger RNA from Trichoderma citrinoviride, 1017 nucleotides. RefSeq lists its product as hypothetical. Lineage: Eukaryota; Fungi; Ascomycota; Sordariomycetes; Hypocreales; Hypocreaceae. The transcript has 2 exons. The coding region runs from base 1 to 1017 and encodes 338 amino acids. The record is from RefSeq and is a predicted model, not a curated record.
AUGGCUCCAGAAGAGAAACCCAUCAUCCUGUAUCACUAUGCGAACUCUCCCUUUUCAAUGAGAGUGUCAUGGUAUCUUGCCCUGAAAGGAGUCAGAUACCAACAAUGCAUCCAGCCUAAAAUCAUGCCCCGUCCAGACAUUCACCGUCUGGGCGUAAAAUACAGACGCAUACCCAUUCUCACCAUAGGCAGAGACGUAUACUUGGACACUCGACACAUCCUCACGAAACUCAGUGAACUACCCCCCGGACGAGAAAAUGCGCGUCUUUCCAUUACUACGACUCCCGAACAGAGGGCCUUGCAGCAUCUUCUCAAUGUCUACAUCAUGGACACCGGCUUCUCGCGGCUUGUCAUACAACUUGUGCUCUUCAGCCACAAAGGUUCAGCCGAUCCUGCAUUUGUAAAGGAUCGUUCCGAACUCGUCGGCAGCACUGCGUUCUUCUCGCCGGAGAGCUGGGAGGCGACGAGGCCGGAGGCGAUACGGAGGGUGAGGGCCGGAUUCGAGUUUCUGGAGACGACGCUGCUGUCUGACGGGAGGGAGUGGCUCCUUGGGACUGCGGGGCCGAGUCUGGGCGAUAUCGAGGUUGCGUGGUCGUUUCUGUGGUUGGAGAGGGUGCCCCGUGAGAUCCUGGAGGAGUGGUGCUCCAAGGAGAUGUUUCCAAAGGUGUUUUCUUGGAUGGAGAGGUUCAAGGGGGUUGCUAAGGAGGCGGAAGAAGAGCUUGGUGAGGUGAGGACGGUGAGUGGGGAUGAGGCUGCGGGGGCGAUACUUGGUUCGGAGUAUCAUGAGGCUGAAGGGCGAGUUGACGAGGAUGAUGUCCUGGUGAAGCAGCUGGGGUUGAAGAAGGGGGCUUUGGUAAGGGUCUGGCCGAGGGAUACGGGGGUGGACCACAAGGAGGUGGGGAGGCUGGUGAGUGUUGAUGGGGGGGAGGUUGUUGUUGAGAGUGAGGCGGAGGGGGGAGGGUCGGUAAGGAUUCACGCGCAGAGGCAUGGAUUUGCAGUUGCGCCGUUUGAGGGGUAA